Molecule: messenger RNA, 1086 nt
Organism: Linum trigynum
Lineage: Eukaryota; Viridiplantae; Streptophyta; Magnoliopsida; Malpighiales; Linaceae
Source: the annotation of a GenBank genome assembly
AAAGUUUUUGUUUUUUUUAAACAUUGUAUUUUUUGUUUUGUAGGAAUCACUUAUUCCCAUCAGUCAUCGAGGGACAUGUCGAUUGCCUAAUUGGCAUCCUCGUCUCGAGCCCUAUCUAGAGAGGACGGGAUUGCAUAUGCUGAGGCAUUUCAUGCGGCUUGAUAUCGACAACGAUCUGCUUACGGCAAUGGCAGAGCGAUGGCGCCCCGAAGUGCAUACCUUCCACUUUCCCGAGGGGGAAAUGACGAUCACCCUCAGAGAUGUUGCCCUACUCACCGGGAUGCCGAUCACUGGAGAGGCCAUCAUCGGCAACUCAAGUAAACCUGAAGGUGGUUGGGGGUCGUUGAUUUUCGAGCGUUUGGGGUUCAACAUGCCAACCACAACACCCGUUCAAGGGGUUGGGCAUCCACCGCUAGAUGCUGGGCAAGUUUCAAUCCCGUGGCUUGUUGAACACAUCCAACAGGAAGUGGAUUUAGGGCCAGACACCCCCGAAGAUCAGGUGGAGCGAUAUGCACGCGUCUACCUCAUUGGAUUGGUUGGUGAAUUUCUGUUCCCCGACAAGGAAAACCGGUGGAUUCAAGGCAUGUGGUUGCCAUUGCUCCUCGGUGAUUGGGACGAGAUCGGGGGAAAGAGUUGGAGGUCGGUCGUAUUGGCUGGGAUCUACCGAGAGUUGUGCACUUGCUCGAGGUUGGGAGCGAAACAAGCUGGAGGUGCGAUGUUCAUACUCCAACUCUGGGCAUGGGAGCAUCUUCCAAUGUUCGCUCCCCGAGACCGGCGGGAGUUUUGGGGUCCAGAUGAGGAGCUACGCUUUCUAGCAAAUCCCCCCUAUGGUGUCAAGUAAGAUUAAUUUACAUGCUAAUUUUAUUCCAAGUAUGCAAUUUUAGCAUUUUAGUGAAUUUAGAGAAUUUAGUUAUUUUAGUGAAUUUAGAUACAAUCCAAGUAUGCAAUUUUAGUAUUUUAGUGAAUUUAGAGAAUUUAGUGAAUUUAGAUACAAUCCAAGUAUGCAAUUUUAGUAUUUUAGUGAAUUUAGAUUCUUUUAAAAUAUCUUAUAUAAGUACUUUUUCUUAAUAAGGUGGAUCGGAGCAA